GCUCUGCCGAGAGAGGUGUGUGUGCGAAACACGUACUGGCAGCAUCAGAGGCAGCGUGAGGAAGAUAUUCUGUCUGAUCUGGACUCAGCUCUUCUCCAGUAUCUCGUCGGGGUUAAGUCGUCUCAGCAGCUCCAGUGGUCAGGGAGGCAACUGAGGGAAGCAGCUGCGGAGGUGCAGGAAACAUCGCAGGCCGAGGCCCAGAGGAGAGCCGCUCAGCACUCCCACUUGGCUCUCAUGCUGCCUCCACAUGUACUACACAUCCUCACGCAGGGUAUAAACUGAGGCUGCCAAAUUGGCAGGAUGAAGAGCAUGAAGGGAAAUUGCAGUCAUGACCUGCGCUGUGGUUCCAUUCAUCGCUCUCCAAAAGAGAGGCGCUCUCGUGCCAGCAUCUCCUGUCUGAUCCUUCAGUUCCAUAGUAAUUAACAUAAUGUCAGUGUUGGGUAUUUUAUUUGGGUUGGCAGCAUGUCUUUGUGCGUCUCUCCCUCUCUGUGUGUAGGUGAUGAGGAGGAGUGGGAUCAGCAGAGCGUCUGGCAGUCGGAGCUCGUGUCUGGGCUCGAUAAGGUGGAUGUGUGUGUGGAGCAGCUGCAGCAAGAACAGGAAAAGUGGACACAGGGAGGAGACUGGGCUACAACUCUGCAUGCUGUGGACAGAGAGCUGAGUCAGAGAGAGCUGUGGGAGCAGUGCUGCUCCAGACAGACGGAGAUGGAGGCCGCUCUCGUCGCUCUGCACUUCGUCAGACACCUCUGUCAGCUGCGUGCUGACACUGCUCAGGUCACGGCAUGGGCAGACCCGCUCAAUAAAUGACACUGAAUUAUAAAUAUAUAUAUAAAGACAUGACAGAGCUUGUUUUGGCUUUACCGUCAUCCCAUCGAGUUUGUUUAGAUCUAAGCUCAACGGUCAGAGCAAAAUUUAAGAGGGCUGUAAAAAUGUUUGUUUUGAUUAUCUCCUGAUUAUCUCUCUUGGUGAUUGUCUAGGCGGUGCUGUGUGGUAACUUCUGGUACAAGGACUAUGGUCUGGUCCAGUGCACCAGGAAGAGGCCGACUAAGGUCAUGGGUUUCCUUCAGCAGAAGGCUCUGCCUCUGCUGGAGAGACUGAACCAGCUGCUGGAAGAAAAACAGUCGGCCAGCCUUUCCCCCAACACCUGCAAUCGUCACGUCUCAGGUUUAUCAGUUAAACCGGCAUACGGGCUGGAGAUAGCCUCCAGAGUCUGGACUGCCUCUGUGCCUGUGGUGAAAGGAAUCUCCACCCAGUCUCUGAGGGAGCCUGUUAAUGUAGCUCAGCCCCAGGACAAUGGUCUGCAGGCCGGCUCGGCACCAACACACAACUCACAAACACACACCGCCUGUUCUGGCGUCCAGUCCCAGGAGAACCAUCCUGUGAAAGAGUCUGCUCAGCCCACACACAUCUCUGUCCCCACAGUCCCAGAGGAGGAGUGGACCAGGCUGCUGGAGCUCUCUCCCCUGUUCCAGCUGCUGAAAGUCGUAGAGCUGCAGCUGAGGGGCCGGGCCUGCGGGGCGGGGCUUCUGAGAGGAGAGCUCAGCGGUAGAUCAGACAGAGGCAACAGUUUCGUCGAUAUCCUUGAUGCUCAGUGGGAAUGUGAGGGAGAGCUGAUCCCUGUGGACCCGUCAGUCCUCAACCCCCGAGAGUUCCUGGUCUACCAACAUGGACUCUUCCUGAUGCAAACAUUACACAGUCUACAACUGACUCCAGCUAUUUCACUUCAGAUAACUGCCAGUCUGCCAAACAACAACUACUUGAACAACGCCUUCAGAAAUUCCUUCUUUUAUCAGGAAGCAGAGGAGAUGCUCUUUGUCCGUCGCCAGCGGCUCCAGUCAGUUGGAGGCUUCUCUCUGCUGCUGCUCCACUGUCUGGCCCAUGUCAAAGUUAAAGACAUGAGCUCCGACUCCAGUCCUGCCUUCCAGAGGCUUUUCUUCAAGGUUCUGCAGGCAUGCCUGGGGGAGCUGUUUAAUGCCAGACUGUGGGGUAUGUGCCCCUCAGGACAGGAAGCCAAUUUGUGUCCGUGGUUUCAAGACCAACAGGCCCCUUCAGGGGACUCCCAUUGGACUCUGUCCAACUUUCACGCUGCCUCCCUCCUUCACAGGCUUCACAAACCAAACCCAGGACUGCUGUCUGAAGAUAGGAGGCACAGGGAGACGUCUCUACUCUCGCAUCUUGAGGGACUUUUGAGAGAGAGGAGCUCAGAGGCCCAAGAAAAAGAGCAGAUUGGAUAAAAAAAACAUGUAGCAAACCCCCACUAACAAAACCCAGUGUUUUUUAGAACUGGUAAACAGGAUGUCAAUCGUAGCUCAAGCACAAAUUACUUUCAGAUGGUAUUGUUGGUUAUUGUAUAACUGUUUGCUAGAUACAUGCAUACGAAUGGUAGAUGCUCAAGGUUAAUGAUAACGUGACUAUGAGGAAUUCUAUAGUUCCUAACUGUUAUACUUUUAAUUAUUUUGGAUUUCACCUUGAAAUUAAGCAUCGAUGUACCCUUGUUUCUCAGCCCAGGAUUUUAAUGAUAUUUCACGUGUCUUUACGUCUUAUAUCAGGUAAUUUCCUAUGAUUUAAAGUAAAUGGACACGUGAAGUAGCCAGUGAACUUUUUGACAUUUCUGAUAUGUCUUUAGCUCUCAUAAUCACAGAUCACAAAUAAGAUCAUGUUGUACUGUUUAUUUAAUAUAUAUAUAUAACAAGAAACAACAAAAGAUAAUCAUUCCAUUAUAUAAAAAAAGGAAACAGUUUUCUCCUUACACAAAUCAUGCAUGUUUCAACACCAAAACAACUGCAUGGAUCUUUCCAGGAUAUCAUCUAAAACAGACACAACACAUAGACAUCUGUUUCUUUUUAGGGGUCCUAUAUGUGGGGGGAAGGGAAAGCAAUGUGAUGAUGAAAGGCUUGCUGAGAUUCCGACGUCUUCGAAGCACCUUCAAUGCCGCUACUUCUGAGUGGUUUUGAAGGCGAUAAUAAUGAUGAGCAAAAUGAUUCCACACACAAGCCCGAUGACAUUAAGGAUCUUGGCUGUCCUCGAUGCAUCCUGAGCUAUGGCGGAUUCUCCUGCAGAAUUUGCACUUUGUGCCUUUAAAAAACAAUAAUCAAUGUUUUAAAAAAGAUUUUCAAAAAGCAGUUUGUAUUGUUAUUGAUUUUAAGGCAUCUUUUAAAAAUGUAAAGCAGCAACAGAAGAAAAAUUAAGUUUGGUAUUUAGGAAAGGUCACCUACCCUACAAGAGCAGACGAUUGCAGCAAUCCCUAUUGGCAGACAACAGCACAAAGUGUUGAAGAUGGACCAUACCAGGUAGGAUGGAGCCACUGUAUGGCUCCCGCCUGCUUCCAUAUUUUCUGUGUCUGUCUUGAAGUAGAUAGAAGUUCUACUUCAUCAGCCUGUGUCUGGAUUGAAUGGUUGGAGGGGGGUUGCAGCCCAUUCUGCUUUAUCCUUCAUGGGUGUGGUUUAAAGGGGCUGAGCGUGGUUUAAAGGGUGUGGUUUAAAGGACUAAUGGCUUCCCCACACUGAAAAAAUAUUUAUGCUUUUGGUUGUGUCUCCUCCUGAUAGGUUUUAUUGGGUAGAGUGGAUUUAAUGUAUGUGGGGUGACUUCAAAUUCUAAGAUUACACACAAACUGCUCUGAGGAGCCAGAAGAGCCUCAUGGCUGUCAUGCUCGGAUCAUUUGGAUGAAUAUUAGCAACAGCUUUUAGUCAUUAGAUUCACUUUAGUUAGUUGGCUAGAUAAUUCCAUUAUUCCAUUACGUCAUGCACAUUCCAGUGUGCAGCCCAUAUGGACUUUUACGUCUUUACUUAACUCUACUUCUUACAUGCAAACCAGACACUUGACUGAAAGAAGUAGAUUCACAAACUUCAAAUUAGCUUAAUCUUCUUUCGAACCUACAUUACAUAACAAAAGAUUCUCUUUAUUCCAUGGAGACUUAAAAACCAGCAUGCUUCUCUUCACAAUGGGAAUGUACCAGAUGAUAACUGUACAAAUCGAGACCCGUACAUUGUAGUUGUUUUCCCGGGACAUCACAUGUUUGUGAUUUAGGGAUGACUUUGCAUUUUUCUAUUAGUCUCUACUCGUAGGCACCAUUCAUUCAAAACAUAAAGCUUCUUAUAACGAUCCUUUUCAUGGUCUUGAAUCAUCAUCUCAUCUUCAAAAUGCAUUCUGGUUGCUACAGCAAAGCAGGAGAUGAUUUUCUCACUGCCAAACAAACUAGAUUCACAGGACUCUCCACAACAGUCAAAGAUAAUUUGAUGCAUAAGCCAGCUUGCAAAAUGAACGAGUGAGUGCAUUGAAACAGGCACGUCCUGCGCUCCGUACAGCAGCCUUCGCCUUGGUGAGCACAGAUGAUCGACUGUGCACCUGAUGCGACUGCUUCAUGCCAGUGGAAACUUAGCUGUAGCGCAGGUAAAUUAGAAAUGAAAGCCAAAGUUUUCAUCUGAACCAACCUCAGAACGGAAGCCACAGUGUGAAACGGUACUGAGCCACCACCUCCUCCCAAAGUCGCAGGCAUAGUGACUAUGCUGCACGCACCCUCAUGAUUGAAAGAGAGCAAGGGAAACU
Hippoglossus stenolepis (Pacific halibut) is the source of this 4542-nucleotide messenger RNA. RefSeq lists its product as uncharacterized. The transcript is spliced from 12 exons. The record is from RefSeq and is a predicted model, not a curated record. Lineage: Eukaryota; Metazoa; Chordata; Actinopteri; Pleuronectiformes; Pleuronectidae. Bases 1050 to 2231 code for a protein of 393 amino acids.